CUGCACGAGUUCCUAAGUACCAAACUAGACGCAUGCGUUGUAUGCACUUUCAUCUCAUACAGAAAAGUUUGUGAAGACCUUUCCACUGCGUUUUCUUCUAUUUUGCGCUAUUUAUAACGACACAAUGCAAUAAGUCGAGUAAAACAAUACCACGUAUGGAUGCAGUAGAGGAUAAUGCAGGAAAAUAUUCUGAAAAAGAAAAAAAAUUGAACAAUUAUGAGUCAUCGGUUGAAAGCGUGUCUCCAGAAAGAAGCGAGCGGCGAGGAAAAUCAUCCAAAAAACACAAACACAAGCACUCAAAGAGCAAGAAAAAGCACAAGAAAAGACGACACAGAUCAAGAACUCGAUCUAAAUCUCGCGAAAAGGGGGACACAUAUGCAGAAGGCACACUAGACGAGUCGGUUGUCGAGGGUCCUUUGCUUCCGAGUGUUGAAGUAUCACACGAGAAAAAUGAACAGAAAUCACAACCCAAUUCACCUGUAGAUAAUGAUAACUCAGAAAGUAAACGGCGGUCAAGAUCUAGGUCUUUUUCGUGGCCUCCAAGAGAAAGGAAUUCUAAAAGCAAGUCAAAGUCAAGAAGUAAAAGUCCUGUUAAUACAAUUAAUGGUUCUCUAGAAUCGAAAGUUCAGAGUAACGAGAAAGACACAGAUGAAAAAUUAUCCAGCAAAUUAUUAAAAUGUUUAAAAGAUAAACACAAAUCCAGGUCCAGAUCAAAUUCAAAAGAUAAAGCACAAGACACUGAAAAGGAUAGAAAGUCAUCUAGAUCACCCUCUACGGACAAAAGGAAAUCUAGAAGUAGGUCAAGAAGUCGUAGUAGGUCACAUAGAAAAUCUAGAAAGAGAAGCGAGUCAAGAAGCCGUAGCAGGUCUCCGAAGAAAAGUAGGUCUGCAAGAAGAUCAAGGUCGCCUCAAAAGUCAAGGUCACCUCAAAGGUCAAGGUCUCCAAGGUCAUCUAAGAGAUAUAGAAGUUCAAGGUCACAUCGAAAACAUAGGAGCCACUCAAGAUCUAGAUCCCCUAGGAGUAAAAGAAGCCGCUCUCCAAGGAAGAGACGGCGUAGCAAAUCACGAUCUCCAAGGAGAUACAGAGAUAGCUCUAGCUGCAGAAGAAGAAGAAGCCGAUCUCGAAGCAGAUCGCCAAAAAGUAGAUUGCGCAGUAGAUCUAGAUCACCUUACAGGAUAAGGUACAGAAGCAGAUCCAGGCCUCCUAGGGGCAGAAGAAGCCAGUCUCCCAGAAGAAGGAGAACCAGGUCUAGGUCCAGAAGGAGGUGCAGGUCUAAGUCCUCCUCAAUAGCAAGCUCACCUGAUAAGUCCAAAGAUGAGGACAUGUCUAAAUACAUGCUGGAUGCUAGUGAUAAACCUGUUGCUGGAGCCAAGCCCACUGUUGAUGUAAUUGGCACAACUCCCAAGGUCAUGGGGGGGACAGGGAAGUCAAUUGCUGAGCUGACAGCAUUUUGUAAGAGGUUGACAGAGGCUCGGGGUAUUGAGACUGACAAUAGUCCUAGCAGUGCUGGGCAGGAUAAAGAUACCGAAGAACCUACCAUCAGUCAUCCUUUUCUCGUCCGUGAUAAGCCUGAUAUUGUCAUUCCUCCUGUGUUGUUCCCAGCAAGACAUAUAGUUCCUACUGUAGACCCAACCAAGCCUCUCACUGAGCAGUUCCCUGUGUCUUGUGGAACUAAGCAUCACGAGAAAGAAGAUGAAGUUACCAUAGAGACAGCAGUGAAAGGAGUAGAUGCCAUAGCAGAGAUGGCACCUAAGGUGUUCGAGCCACCCCCUCAAGAGAAAGUUGAUGUCAGCAAUCUUGUUGUGAAGAGAAUAGAAGCUCAACGGCGCUUGCAGGCAGAUCCUAAUGAUAUUGAGGCCAUGUUACUUGAACAGGAAGUGAGCUUGAAGAUGCAAAGCUGGGCCCAAUCUAAUGUCAAACCUGGACAGUUUACCGGACAUGCAGCCAAGUCCACCCUGUCCAAACAGGAGAUACACUCUGGCUAUCAGGCAUGGGCCAAAAAGGAUAUGUUUCACAAUUUAACCCCAGUCUCUGGUGGUAUUGGUAUGAAGCUGCUGCAGAAGAUGGGCUGGCAGCCUGGACAGGCCAUCGGCAGGACUGGCGAGGGCAAUGUCGAACCUAUUGCAUUGACGGUGAAGACAGAUCGCAAAGGGCUAAGCAGCGGUGGGGAAAAGCCGGGUAACAAAAAGCCUGGAAACAGACCUAUUACUGACUUACAAGGCAAGCACCCCAUCUCAAUGCUACAGGAAAUCUGUGCCAGAAAGAAAUGGCAACUGCCAGACUUCCAGCUCAUAUUUGACCAUGGACCACCGCACUCAAAGCAGUUCCUGUUUAAGGUGGCUGUCAACGGUUACGAGUACCAGCCUCAGGUUGUCAGUAGCAACAAGAAGCAGGCCAAAGCACAAUGUGCCCUGUAUGCUCUGAAGGCGAUCGGCGCAGUGCCCCAUGACGCAACAUUUUAACUCUCAAGUGUUUAUGUGUAAUGACAGAAAGACAGUGAUGAAAAAAUCCCCUAUUUUACAGGUGAGCUAAAGGCUUGAAGGUGAAAGGGCCUUUGUCAGCGACACUUGUGUCAUCUUUGUAGGAGUGGGAAAGCAUUCAUUUCAAUUGGUCUAAUUAGGGGGGUGGAUUUUUACUCCAAAAACUACUGUUACCAUGGAUACAGUUAUAACGAUAACUGGGCGUGGCAGGGCCCACCAAGCAAAGCAUAUAGCGUGCAUCUCGUAACACAGGAAGUUUGAUCGCAAAAUAUUUCAAAGAGACAUGGCUAGAUUUGAUCAAAGUGGACCCUUGGUACCUUAAAGUCGCAUUGUUGCCAGUUUACUUUCGGAGAUCCUACGAAAUACCUCAACCGUUAAAAGACAAAAGAAUGUAUUAGAAUCCGAGAUAUUUAACAGGCCAUCCGCUCUAAAUUAUCGAUCACAUCCUCGAGACACUUCCAAUAGACACACUGCUUUCAAUAUUUUUCAAUAUUUUUCGCAUUUCCGUUAAAAAUUAUUGGAGAUUGUUACGUAAUUGACCGGAAGUAAACUGGUGACAAUGCGGCUUUAAGCUUAGUUAUUAUCACAUUCUUUGUCUUCCGAUACUGGAUAACAAUAAUAAACAAGUGUGGUCAAUAGAGCUCUCUCUUUAGUUGUCUGUCAUAAGUAAACAGCUUUCAAACUUUAGUGUACAAUAGUAUACUAUGUACUAGGAAACCCAUUACUGCAUAGUGUAUGCAUGACUGAUUUGCUUGAUAAAGGAUGGUUCUCACUAGGAUCUACGAGCUAGCUCAAAUGCAACACAAGUAAGAAUUGGUCAAACACGUACAAAAAAACGUCAAGCAGUUGUGUUUCCUUGCACACUUGCACCAAAGGGAUCUAGGAACUCCGAAAAUAGUGAUUUCUGAAUAAACCCACUGGAGAGCCAGCAACAAGGCUGUCCUUGUACUACUUGUGUUUUAGUGAGAAUCAGCGCAUCACACUUGUGCUACCUAGUGAGAACCAAAUCGUAAUAAGAGUGUUGUACAGAAUGGUACAUCUCCAAUGAUGCAAGCCAUCUACUAAAGGGAUCUAUGGUCUGUGUACUUUACAAGUAGUUCCCAGGAGAGUACAUACAACAGUUUUGUCUACAAAUAGCAUGUCCAUUGGGAACCGAAAGUGGACCUUCAGCCAUUGUGGGGGGUCUGUUCGCACCCCCCUGGGUACGGGCAUGUACAAAGAUUUGUGUUACAAAACUCAACUCACUUGUAACUGGGAAAUGUCAGUGAUACAAUGUACCACAUUGCCUAGUACCAGGAAACUUUACCAGGUCUUAUCACCCAACUUCGUCCCCAGGGUCUUCUGGGUAAUCUGACGCCAUAUUGUAAAUUAUCCAGAAGACCCUGGGGACAAGGUUGCUUAUCACCAUCCUUGGUGUUAAGUUUUGAGACAGCUUAGGGUCUAGAUGGUUUCCUGUGACAACACAACUCUUAUCAACCAAAGAAUGCCAAUUUAGAAACCUAGGUAAGGACACCUGGGACCAGGUUGACCCUAAUAUAUGGAAUACAGUUUGGUGGUAGCAUUAAGUUAUACCCCCACCCCCCAGUUCUGUUGUCUAGAAAAUGUGAAGAAAAAACUAUGAGAGAUUACAACUAAGUACAGUGACCCUAGGGUGUUAAUAAAUGGAAUUGUCUUUUUUUUUAUUAAUGGAGGUGUCAAGAGACCAUGUUGUUUAAGGAAAAUAAAUUCAAUAUUUCAUGA
Messenger RNA from Nematostella vectensis (starlet sea anemone), 4220 nucleotides. Its product is annotated as protein Son. The coding region runs from base 156 to 2462 and encodes 768 amino acids. The record is from RefSeq and is a predicted model, not a curated record. Gene Ontology annotation, molecular function: RNA binding. Lineage: Eukaryota; Metazoa; Cnidaria; Anthozoa; Actiniaria; Edwardsiidae. Gene Ontology annotation, biological process: regulation of cell cycle; regulation of mRNA splicing, via spliceosome. The transcript has 5 exons.